ACCAUUUAUUUAUUUGUAAUGUUGGUGAACAAUCAUUUCAUUAUUUUUACCCCCAGCCAGUCCUUGCAGUGGUGUUGCCUCACAAUAAAAGUAUAUAUUGUGAGAGCUUAGUAAUUCGCCACCAUGGGUAUUUAUCAAUCAAAAGGAAAGAUCCCUGAGGAAGUUUACAGAUUUUGGUCAGCUGUGGCAUCAUCCAUACGUCUGGGGUGGUUGGGGACUGAUGAUAUGGCAACGGAGAUGAAGGUGUGCCAGCUUGCCAUUUUCCCCAUGCUGUUGAAUGCCUCUGCUUUGCAAGGAGACAUUGUUGGUCUUGAGGGACACUUACAGCAGGGAGCUGAUGUGUCUGUGUCAGACAGACAUGGGAGGACACCUCUCCACCUGGCUGCUGGUGAGGGGGAUGUCGAGACUGUCCGAUUCCUGCUGAAGAAGGGAGCGGACGUCAACGUAAGGGAUUGUGCGAGAGAAACUGCUCUCCGAGAUGGCAUUCGCUGCAAGAGCAUAGAGGUGGUGUCCCAACUGAUGAGUGAGGGGGCUCACCUGGAGACAUCCUCUCUGGAACUGGGGGUUGAGAUGUGUUGCCUUGCGUUCAUGGGAGACUCCAAGCAGAUGGAGGUGUGGAAGCAGGCAGGUGUUAGCUUCAACUUUGCUGACGCCGAUGGCAGAACUCCCCUGCAUGUGGCUGUCUGCACUAACCAGCCAGACAUGGUCAGGUUCUGCAUCAGGAACGGCUCCAGUCUUGAGCAGCGCGACCGCUUCAAUAACCAGCCAGUGGAUGAUGCCCGGCGUCUGGGCCUGCAAACCCUGGUGGAGAUGCUGAGCAAUGAGGCCCAGAAGGAAGCCUCCGACCUCGUGGCCGAGAAAACAAAGAUCAAUAUGGAGGAGCAGAUGGCCAGAGGUCUGGUAGAACUCUCCCUGGUCCCAUAACAUGGACACGAUUAGCCCCAUUACCCUUAUCUAGUACAUAAUUAGCGAGUUUUGUUCACUCUUUUUCAUUUUACAACUCAUUUGUCUCCCUCUACUGAAAUACUAAAUGUCAAAAUUGAUAAAUGUGGAGAAAUAUAUUUAGCAGUUUGCUAUUCUUUUAUUUUCUUAGCUCAUUUGCCAAUGUUAAUUGUAUUUUUAUGUUGUUAAUGGUUGUGAAUGUCAUGACUGAGAUCAUCAGUAUUUGGAUUAACAUGUCCGUUUACUUUUGUUUACAGUAAAAAGCACAACAAAUAUUUCCGCUAAGAGUUAUGCCGCGUUCACGUGCUAGUCGGAACUAUGAAUCUCAUAGUUGCUAACUGGUUGAACACGGAACAAGUAUAACUACAACCAGUUAGCAAGUCGGAAAUGUCAGUUUCCUAGUUCCAAUUAGCAUGUGAACGCGGCAUUAGACCUUCUGUCACAGUAUCAAAUGUUGCACUUGUGGAAUUACAAAUACACACCGCUAGAGGGCAGGCUUCAGUUUCAGUUUAAUCCGUCUAUUGUCCAUUCCCUUGCAGAGAAGUUGACACACCCAAUGGGUUGCAAAAUUCUGUGAACUUUCAAUAAAUUCCCUGGUUUCCCAGAAAUCCUGGUUGAAGGA
Messenger RNA from Coregonus clupeaformis (lake whitefish), 1564 nucleotides. Its product is annotated as L-asparaginase. The record is from RefSeq and is a predicted model, not a curated record. Gene Ontology annotation, molecular function: protein binding; voltage-gated potassium channel activity. The transcript is spliced from 7 exons. The coding region runs from base 124 to 924 and encodes 266 amino acids. NCBI's taxonomy places the organism in Eukaryota, Metazoa, Chordata, Actinopteri, Salmoniformes, Salmonidae. Gene Ontology annotation, biological process: potassium ion transport.